This is a messenger RNA of Xyrichtys novacula (pearly razorfish), 24338 nucleotides long. The record is from the annotation of a GenBank genome assembly. NCBI's taxonomy places the organism in Eukaryota, Metazoa, Chordata, Actinopteri, Labriformes, Labridae.
AUGUCUGCGGUGAUGAUAACACGCAAGGUGCGGAAAUGGGAGAAGCUCCCGGGGAAAAACACUUUCUGCUGCGACGGCCGGGUGAUGAUGGCCCGGCAGAAAGGUGUCUUCUACCUGACCCUCUUCCUCAUCGUCGGGACCUGCGCCCUCUUCUUCGCCUUCGAGUAAGUACAUCCACGAGGCAAGCUUGUUUGUAUCCCACCAGAAAGUAUUCACAAAUCACUUCAAAGAGUUUGUUAGACUCCUUUUUGUCCCCAAAUCCACAAUGUUUCCAAUCAGGUACACUGGCUAACUUUGAAGUUACAACGAUUGGUCGAUUAAUCGUUAGCUAGUUGAUUAACCGAUAACAGAGAACACUAGCCUAACUGGAACUUAUGUUGUCAUUCUAUGCCUUUUGCGAUCUGGGACCUAAACUGGGUAUAUUUUGGGGUUGGGCUAUUUCUAAUACUCCAUACUUGACUCUUCCAACCUCUAAAGAGAUAUACAGCAAUUUUAGAGCCACUAGUAGUUAUUUAAUAUCAGGAAGCUUACACCAAAUUAUUCAUAAAUCACUUCAAAGACUUGUUUGACUCUUUUUUCAUCCACAAAUCCACAAUGUUUCGACAGCAGAUAAUACUAUAUUGAAUCAGGUACAUUGGCUAACUUUGAAGUUACAACGAUUGGUCGAUUAAUCGUUAGCUAGUUGAUUAACCGAUAACAGAGAACACUAGCCUAACUGGAACUUAUGUUGUCAUUCUAUGCCUUUUGCGAUCUGGGACCUAAACUGGGUAUAUUUUGGGGUUGGGCUAUUUCUAAUACUCCAUACUUGACUCUUCCAACCUCUAAAGAGAUAUACAGCAAUUUUAGAGCCACUAGUAGUUAUUUAAUAUCAGGAAGCUUACACCAAAUUAUUCAUAAAUCACUUCAAAGACUUGUUUGACUCUUUUUUCAUCCACAAAUCCACAAUGUUUCGACAGCAGAUAAUACUAUAUUGAAUCAGGUACAUUGGCUAACUUUGAAGUUACAACGAUUGGUCAAUUAAUCGUUAGCUAGUUGAAUAACCGAUAACAGAGAACACUAGCCAAGCCGGAACUUAAGUUGUCAUUCUAUGCCUUUUGCAAUCUGGGACCUAAACCGAAUAUAUUUUUGGGUUUGGCUAUUUCUAAUACUUCAUACUUGACUCUUCUUACCUCCAAAGAUAUAAACGGCAAUUUUAGAGCCACAAGUAGUUAUUUAAUAUCAGCAAGCUUAGACCAAAGUGUGUUAAAAAAAAAUCAAUUUUAAAAUAAUAAUAGAUUUUAGAGAGUGACAUAUAUUACAAAGAAAAUACAUUUUUUUUUGUUUUUUUGCAUUUGUAGGAAGUUAUUUAUUAGAUUAUCAAAAAGUUUUUGAUAAAUGUUUUGAUAAUACUGGUUAGUUGAGCUUCUAACUCUUCACGUGACUUGAUCCUCAGUCUUGUGUACGGCCUUUAUCUAUAACAGUCAAAAGAUUAUAAAACUCCAGACACACUGUGGAUCCACGCCUUGGUUACUGAAUAUUCAGCCUCUGUCAGAGCACAGGUUUAUGAUUGACCACAUACUGAGGUGUUCAAUAUUUAAUAACCCUAGCUGUCCGUGUUUUUGCCCCUACUCCAAGACAGAAAGGCUGCUAUUUUUGUUGUCUCAGCAGUUCUGUCUCAGCCAGUCACUACACGGAUGGCCCAAUGCACUCAUUAGCUCUGCAAACACUGCUGGGCUGUUAGGAUGCAGCGUGUACUCCCAAAUCCUGUUAGUUUGGGCUGCAGAGAGGAUGGGUCUUACAAUAAAAAAACAUGGCUUUGAAUGCUGAUCAGACAGCAGUGCUGCUUCUCAUCUUGAUCACUCUCGUUUUCUAUCUCUUUCUUUGUUAAUUCUCUCUGUUUUUGUCUUACAAAUCAGGUACAAUGAUGAGCACAAAAUCCUGUAGCACAGUAACCUCUCUUUGCUGUGGGUGUGUAUGCAGUUACUGAGCCAAAUGGAUUCAGAGCAUAGCAGAGAGGAGAAGUAACUGCUCUCACAUCUUGCCAGGCCCUUCCCUUCGCUAUCUGCUCUGCACUUUAAUGGCCUCCAGCUUUCCUUCUACUCUGGACAGAAGCAGCUGUUGUCCGAGAUGAUACUGCUCACACUGGACAUGCAGAGCCCAGAGGAGGCAUUGCAGUGACUAAUGGCUAAAAAGUUGUUAGCAUGCCACGUUCAUAUUACAACAGAACAUAAUUAUCUCUCACAGGGGGGUGGAUAUUAACGUGGAGACUGAACCCUGACAGCUUGGGGAUACUUUUCAAACUCGCCCAUUAAGCAGCAAGUUGAUACAUAUCUGAUUUAGACCUCUGACAGGGUAAUAGCCCUCUGCAUAAAAGCUCUGAGGUUUACUGCCCAUUCCCAAACAUGCUCUACAGCGUUAGAACAAUAAGCCUGGCAAUUCUUCAUAUCACUUUUGUUGUAAUUAAAUUUACUUAUGGGUUUGUAUUAUGGGUUCAUCCUUUUUCUGUAUGACCUGAAUAGAAGUUCAAACAGCUUAAGGUUUAUAUGCUAUAUGACUCGCCCAAAUAUAGGACUCAAACACAGAGAUAUUCAGUUUUUCCCAUGAUGCCACCCAAGGAAACUUAAUGCUUUUGCCAUAUCAUUAACAAGCAUGUGCCAGAAAUCUUGUCUGAGCUUGAUUUGAUAUGAUAUGUGUUAUCUUGUCGUCUUGGGUGUUGCUCUUGCUAUUCAAAGUGUAUUAAACACAGCUGGGCGGUUCAUGAGAAAGCUGAUCUUUGAGAACUACAGUACAGUCGAAUCAGAAUUUUGGGAAAUGUAUAUGAAAAUACUUCUCUGUGCCUCAUUAAAAACAAUAAAAUGAUUGGUCUUUCAUGACUGGAUACUCCUAAAGUUGAAAAUGAAGAUGAUGAAGGAGUGUGCUAAUCUGCAGAUCCUCAUAUGUCCUCUUAAGGCUGGACUCUUAACACUCGUAUUAAGAUUACUGUUUUUACUGCAUCUAAACAUGCUUACAGCUUUAGUAGAUGCCUUGUAUGAGGUUAUGCAAGGCAGCUUAAGGGACCCUCAACUCUGUAUUUGUUUUGUAUUUGUUUUGAGGUUGACCAAAAGCUGGGAUGAGUCAGAUUUUCCAGUAUGAUGUCCAGCAUUGUUUGGCUUCAAAGUACCUCUUAAAAAACCAUUAGAUGACGUCACUGAGACUGUUUUCAUGUUUAUACAGCCUAUGGUCCAACAUCAUGUCAGAUAGUUCUCUAUGUGAAUGGAGGGAGGCUUGCAACUAUCAGUCAGAGCAGUCAGAAUUGAGAUACAAUAUAGGUUUAUGCAUUCAUACAAACAACACCUGACUUUAAUCAUAUACUGCCACUGAUGGAUCAAAAUACUUCGCCUCAGGGUUGUACUAAACCCUAAGCCAGUCUUGCAUGUGCAAAGCAUGUGUGAAACUAAUGAAAAAUAUCAUAUCCUUAAAACAUCUUUUCAUUAGUUAUUCCCUACUCUUGCAUAUCAGCUUGAUUUCAUUAUCACUUGACUCAGGCUGUAGCCUAACAGAGCUAUUAGUACAGCUGUCGACUCUGAGUUGUUGUAUCAGCUAACAGCUCAGAGUGGAUUGUUCCAGUCAUUAUGUGUGAAAGAUGAGUCAAACCGGUGAUCAGACUUAAAAAUAGCAGGUCGUUAUUAUUCUGUCGAUAAACUAGUCAAUAAAUUGGACUAAUUCCCUAAGCUCCUGCUGUGAUUUAUACUUACUGUCCAGCACCAGUGGCGAUAGUUGAUUAAAAUUUGAUUUUUAAAAGGCUUUGCAUUGAUUAAAUACUGUACUACAGUCUGCAGCAUACACAGUGAAGCUGCAGAGUUAUAGUUUGAUUUUUAGAGGCACAGGUUUUACUGCAAAAUGAAUUCUGGUGCGUUUUGCUGUUGUUCAUCACCUUGGAGCAGAAUUCUUUCUUUAGAGGAUUUGUUCCCAGCAUGCUGUGCUAUAGCAUUAAUAGGAGCACAGAGAGGGCAGUGUCUUGGCGUGGGUUGGCUCAUUUCCAGAGCCAGUGGAGCAGACAUCUCACUCUUACUACCAGCCAUCAGCACCCUGUGCAGGGAGACCUCUCUGUGCUUUAAUUUGUACUAAAUUGCGGAAAUGAGCUGCCGAAUGCACAAUGGAAAGAUCCAUUAGGAACAGCUAAACAAAUAUCUCCCUGCGUAGGUGGACCUGGCAUGUUUUAUUCUUUACAGCAGAAUCCAUUUAAGGGCUAUAUGUCCUAUUUCUGGUGAUUUUAAAACCCACUUCACUUCUAAAUUGGCUGUUUUAUAAUUUCAUCUCACAUUGAUGUACAAAGGCCUUAGUAGUCCCUUUGCACAACAUGAGCAAAUGGCUUCCUCACAGUUUGAGGUUCACUGCUUUAGUUCCCAGUUGUAUUAGUUUAUAAGUGUGUGUGUGGCAUGCGUGCAUGUGUGCGUGUGGAUAGCCACCUUUGGAGCUUGGAUGAAGUGAGAUGAAACCGGAACAUGGGGACAGUAUGUCAUCUGUCUGUCCUCCCCAGGAUGCUGAGCAGUGAAGCCAGAGAAGCAUAUGUGCAUGUAGCAACACAGACUCCUCCUUUUUUGUCUGUGCACCUCUCUUUGUACUCAUACUCACAUUUGCUGCAAAAAUAGAGGCAUUCAGUAUCUGACUGACCACCCGCCCUUGUAAAAUGUGCAAAUGUAAUAAGUUUAAGUGUAGGAGUGAGCCUGUAGAGUGAGCUGCAAGAGUCAGAAGAGAUCCUGUAACAGACCCCAGAGUCUUCCUCAGCAUCUGACCCCACCCUGUCUCCUUUAUUAGCCAAUCAGGAAGCAGCCGCCCUGGCUAAAUGAGCAGUAACAUGAUUUAUGCCCUGUUGAGAUGGGGUGCUCCAUUAACAGUAACAGUGAUCUGCCAGCUUUGUUCUCUACAAGCUUCUUUACCAGGAGGAGAGUGAUACUUUGAUUUUUUUGUGCCAUCCUAGGAGUCAGAUUUGACAUUUUUUCACUUUCUACUUCUACCUGGUUUUGAAUAGACUCCCUUCAUGACUGUCCCUUCAUCCCUAUUUUUGUAUCAUCUGGCAGCAAUGAAAUAAUCAGAUGUUUCAUCAUUCUUCAUUUCACUUAGUGCAUAUUCUAUGACGCAACAUCAGUAAUCCUAGUUUUAAUCCCAGUAAAAGGACUGUAACCCUGCUCACCCAUGUGCCAUCUCUCUCAUAUGGUAUUUAAGUGUUGCAUAACAAGGAGGACUGAUUUAAAUGACACAACAGAUUGCAUCCUCUUCAGGGGCUUUAGGGUAACCCUCAUUUAAACCUUCUCUUUCAUUGGAUUUCACAGUUUGAGUGGAGGAGUCUGCCUGAUGUUUGUAGUUCAGUGAGCGGUCUAAACGAGCCAGAUAGUUCUUCUUCUCAUGUUGCACCAUUACUGUCAAGUCACUGAGCUGAAUUUUCGACUCUCUGAGAACAUAAUGAAAAAUAAACAGGAGGUAAAUAGAAAACCUAAAAGGUUGUGAAACUUCACUUAUUGCUGUUCUAAAGAUAUUUCAGGUGGAGCUAAAAAAAAACAUUUAGCUGUAAAGAAGGUAUCAGCUUGAGGAUGCCAAAACCCGAAAAACCAACUUUUAUCUCACUUAUAUCAUAAGUAGGGAUGGAAACUGAGAACUGGAUUCAGAUGAAAACAACUUUAAAUUACUUCAAGUCAUCAACAUCACUUGCCUCCAUGCUUAAUGGUCCUCAUAUCGAUGCCUUCCAGUUAGUUCUGCGUGCCAUGAUAUGGUGCAUCAGGAUGCAACCCAACCAAGUAGUAAAAUCAUGAUGUAAAGCAGACAGGGACAAUGCUGUUGUUGUAUACAAAACAAUAUUGUUGUGAUAACAAUAUCAUUGCGACAAAUGGAACAGAACGACACACCAACUUAAAAUGAAAUCUGUUCCCUUCAUAAGUAUGGUUGUCAAAUACAACAGGCUUUUCUAUCCCACAGAGAGAACCAGUGUAGAGACUGUCUGGAUCUGGACCAUCAAAAAAAGAAGGUAUUGCUGACAGCUGCUAUCCUUGUUUUGGUUUGUUGACCAAUCAGAGGCUAUGUCUGCGAUCAGCUGAGGUCAAGUCAGAGGCCAGGCUUCCCUGAAAGUUAUAAAACUUGAAUAAAAUCUGUGUUGUUGACAAAGAAAAACCCCAUACCUUUUUUUCCCCAAAAGAAAACUAAAGGAAAUUAAAGAAUUUAAUAGAUUCACAAAAUCAUGACAUUGGUAUCUAUAAAAUCUUUAUCACUUCUCAUUAACCAACUUCUGUUCUGGAAAGGUUUUCAGUCUGUGUGAUUCAGAGGAGAAAGAGCAAGUAGAGUUUGUGAGCUUGUUUCUUUAAGCACUGCCCCAGAAACAAAGUCACAGUCUACAGAUGUGUGUAUGACAGAGUGCUGUUUCUGAGGCCCGCUGCGAAUCUGCCUGCACAGCUAGUGCAUAAUUCAUUUGUAGUAUGAUUCAUGCAGAUCUGCAACAGCUUACAACUGUUAAGUAUUAAUCAAGGAAGGGCUUGACAUGUUCAACAAAGCUCAGAUGUCAUGAGUCAUCCAGACACGACAGGGUGACGUAUUAAUCCUGGGUUCAGGGGCUUUGUCGCUGUGAAGUUGAAUUCAGGGAUAUUUCUACUUUAGUAGCUUCUCAACGCUCUGCAUGUGUCGUUCUGAGUUAGGAGGGGAAAUCCUCUGGAUCAAAGUCUGCAGUAGACACACCCUAACCCGCCAUAGUCACACACACAGCAGAGUGUACUUUACUCUUUCCACACAGCAAAAGCAACACUUUAAAUGCUUAUCUUUGACAUUGUGUAAUUAUGUUCUAUUUUGAUUAUCCUUUAUGGCCGGCUGAGCGCAGGUUUUUCAGCCUUGAGGCCUCAUUAUUCAGCAAUAACUGUUCUCUCCUCUGUAUUCCAAGAAUUCAGGGAACUGUAGUCAAUCUCAAAUGACUUUGUGUCAGUUUUUUUACUGGCCCAUUAUGUAAACAAAUUAGAAUAUAGCAUAUGAAGAAGAAACACUCGAUUUUAAUUCCAAGUCUUGGAUGGACCAAAAUAUUAUGGAAAUAUACUUUUGUGUUAUUGCUGUGAAGUCUGGCCUUGACAAAACAACACUGAACAUUUAAUCUCUCAAAUACAAUGUAGGUCUGAUAGAAGGCAUAAUCAGAUUUUUUGCCAAUACCUUAGUAUGGUUAAUGAAAAUACACCGGGGUCAUUUCCAAUGGGUGGAGCACCAAAAUCUGUUCAGAAAGAUAUUUAAUAACUUUAAAUUUGUGGAUGUCUUCAAAUAUAAACAGCAUUGUUGUUAUCAUGUGGUUGGCUGAGCUGCCUGUUGGGUAAAGCCUUAGAAAUUAUUGCCAAACCAACGCUUUAGCUAUUUUGACUGGCUGAUGUUAGUGCAAUACUGACUAACAAGCUUGUGUCGAGCUAGCUGGUGAUAGAAUUCUUAAUCCCAUCAAAUAGCAAGCUGUUAUCUGGCAGUUAUUGCCUGGCUUUUUUUAUGUGAAAUACUGUAUUGGUCAAAACCUCUCAUGAACUGUUAACCCUUUUAAGGCCAAUGUCACAUCAAUGUCAUGGUAUCAGCGGGAGGCUAGUAAAGCUAGAGGCAAAUAUGACUAAAAUCAAACGGUAGACCAGCUGCUACUCCCUGUGAACAAAGGUGAUAAGAUCGAAGUCCACUCUUCGUAUAUCAUGUAUUUGCUGUUGAAUGGAUGGAUGAUGUUUGUUAAGGGUCAAGGAGAUUGUUGGAUUUCUCAGCAACGUUUUCUGUUUUGGGACAUGAACUAAUGUAGAGGACAAACUAGAGAAAACUGUUAGAGGUAGGGUUGUCCCUCUUGGUGCGAUCGCCAUGGUAAUAAGCCACAACUAUAUGGGUAUCUAAGAACUUAUUUGCCCUCAGUUUGGCCGUACGAUACACACUUGAUUUUUCUAUCAAUCAAUCAAGAGUAAAUGUCUGGCCAACUCACUUUUGGCAGUCCCAUCUAAUCAUUCAUCCACUUAGCGUAGGGGUUGGAUUCUCUUCUCCUGUUCGUCAGUGUUAAUUGAUCAAGUCACACUCAUGGUCCGGUUGGCCCCGCCCAUCAAAAACACGUUAUACUUUUUCCUAACGCCGAAAGGAUCUAUAAACUCUGAGGAGCAAAAGCAACACGAAGGGCAACUUAAAACUCUCCUUGCUAGCGUUGGUAGACAAGAAAGACCCCUCCCAUUUGUGUUGGGACAGUGUAUCACCUAACUCCGGAUUGAAUAAACAUAAUCCUUUACUUAGCUAAUAUCAACAGUAUGUGUAACUUGACAUGUAACAAUUAUAACUAUCUGUUCUGGAGGAGUCAAUAUGUGCACAGCUACUUCAUACCGCUGGAUCUGAUUUGUUGUGAGGCUCAGAGGAUCACAAGUCAAGUAUGAAAGGCAGAGUGUGAGUAAGUAGCGCAUGGGUAUCAUUUGGUGGUCUGAUUGAUCGCCUCGGUGAUGAAAACAUUUUCUCCACAUGGGCACAGGGUCUGAUUAAGUCCAGUUUCUGUGGUGACUGAUGAACACUCAGCGUCACCGAGCCGGCACCACCCUGCUCCUCAGAAACACAGGAAACGGUCACGUCCUGGAAGGACGCGGGGGCUUGAUGGGAAGUAAUGAUAGAGUGCGCCUCGAAUACCUACCAGUCAUCAUUACGGGAAUUACACUUCAUUGACAGACUGCCUCCCCUCAGUCUGAAUCCAGCAGCUGCUCUCAGCGCUAACAAAAGAGCCAAACAUACUUCAUAGGCUGCUUCAGUGGAAACCUCUAUUGAUCUGAACUCUGCCCCGAGUUUCCAUUAGCGUGAAAAAAGACACUGCAGGGAAACUGGUCAGGCCAGUCUAGCAGGUGUUGUGUGUAUGUGUGUAAGUGUGUGUGUAUUGUGUGUCGUGGUUUCAUCAGUGCUCAGGUAUGCUGAUACACCUGGUUCAUCUGCUGUAUAUGCUGUAACUGAACAGGUCAACUCUUUUCUCUGACUGUGCUGACUGGCAGGUGUUUACUUUGAGACUUUCUCUUAGCUGUGUGUGCUAAGAGGAAGAGGUUUGAGGUCUCCAAUAAGAUCACUUUUAUUAUCUUCUUUCCAAAUCUCACAUAUAUUUGAUCUGAGUAAUUUAAAUCAAAUUAAGUGAUAUAUGACAGGUCUGUGAACUGUUCAAAAAAAGAUCAGAUGCACUGUGUUGUCUUUGUUCAAAGUCAGCUCUAUUUUCCAGCACAUUGAUAUAAUAAAGUCUCUCUAAGAAUUUUUAGUUUGGUAAAAUUAUUGUUGUCUAAACCAGAAUCAAAGUAUUAUUAAAAACAUCAUUAUGUAUUUGUGCUACUUCAAAAAAACAGGUCUGGGUACACAAAUACCUUGAUGCCUCAGUUAUGUAACUUAAUAUGAAGCUGAUAUGUGAUAUGUGUAAACAGCCCUUGUCCGUUUGCUAUAUUAGAAUCUACAAUGAUGCACCUUGUGUGGUGAAAAAAUACUUAAUUAUUUGUUCUUUUUCUGCCACUCAUCCUUAGGUUUAAAUAUUCUUAUCUACUCCUAGUUUAAGAAACGUUUUUGGUGUUUUUCCCCAAGUUUAUUCCACUCAUUGUGAUUUUCAAGAAAGGGGGGAAAGCAGCAUUUUCUCUCAUUUAUGAGCAAAGGCAGUUUGUGGUUCUGCUUAAAAAUGAAUGAAAAUAAUUAUUUCCUCUUUGUUGACCUGCUUGCUUUCUGAUAAUCUCACUUUUCCAGCUCUGAUUACACUGAAUUGGCUUCAACAAAAAGAAAAUAGUGGAUAAAUGUAAUAAAGCCCGAGGAGUUUGAAUAACAGUUAUUUUCAUUUGAGAGCUUUUUGAUCAUGUUUAUGUCCAGACAGAGAAAAAAAGUUAGGAUUGUAAUUUGUAGAAUUAAGCACAGUUUAUCAUCCUGAGAGGUUUUGUUUAUAGACAUGUAAAAAGUUCGACAUACCAGUACAAUACCUUUCAGUCCUCUAGUGUAACAUCAGUGAUGCAUUAUGAAUAUAUGAUCCCGGCCACAUGGGAGGGAGAUGAGGCAGCCUAGUUUAAGUAUUAAUAACUUCACAUAGAAGCCUUCGGUGCUGCUGUUUCUGUUCUGUCGCAGUAUUUUGUUCUGCAGCUCACAUCUGUUAUCAAACUGAGCAGCAGGACCUCUCUCUUUCAUUGAACCCCCUCUGGCUCCUAUCUCGGUGUCAUGGCAAACAGGGCUAUGUUAAUUUUUCUCGGGUCUUCCAGAAGGCGAGGGGAUGUGGCAGAGUGUUGUUAAUUCAUGGUCAUGACUUCGGCACGGUCCAAAGAAAGGGCAGCUCCCGCAGUUCACAGCCCUCUGCUCAGAACAAGGGUUCAGAGUAUGUGCGUUGUCUUGUUUUUGCCCUCUGCACAUGCUCAGUUUGAAUCUAAUAUCAGGAAAAAUCUCAUAUCCAAUUCCCUCUUUGAUGUCUUCAGCGGUUCAUCACCUCUUUGAGAGACCGUCAUCUAUUUUUCUUAACUGAUACCUUUGUUUUACCCACAGGUGUCCAUACCUGGCUGUCCAUCUGUCCCCUGCCAUCCCAGUUUUCGCUGCCCUGCUCUUCCUCUUUGUGAUGGCCAUGCUCCUGAGGACCAGCUUCAGCGACCCGGGGGUGCUACCACGAGCCCUACCAGAGGAGGCCACAUUCAUCGAGAUGGAAAUUGGUGAGUUACAGGAACAGUCUGCUUCACAGGCUUUAUAAUGUUUUUAUUGCACUUACCUAGAUUGCAUUUAAGCUCUUUUCAGUCUGAAGCGCUUACCUGGACUACAACAUGUUUCUUAAAAUAUCCUCCUUAAAACCCCAACGCCCCUGAGUGCUUCAAAUCUUUUUUAUAGCAUUACUUGUGUGUGAAUAAUGAUAAUUAGAAUAGGUUUAAUCUUUUCACAACAUUACUACUUUGAUCUAGUCUCUCAUAGCUUUCACAACAUCAUUUGAGGAAACAUGGAGCAGGUAUUAUCAGUCAAAUAUUCCUCUGUACAUGAUCAGCUCAUCCACAAAUGCCGUUAAAACCAGACUUUUAUGUAACUUGAGAAAAGAGUAUUUGGAAGCUAAGGAGCCUGGUAUUGCCAUAUAAAUCCAGGAGUUGGUGGAGACCAAAAUCAGAGCUAAAACUGAGUUGGAAUCUGCCCAGGUUUCACCUGCAGCACUCAAGAUGGAUGUCUGAAAAUCCUUUCGAAUCAGACGAUCUUCCAGUCUGCAUAUCACAGUAACCUUUGGCAGAAUACUAUGUCCUAAACUGCUCUCAAUGGCGAAGAUAACAAAAUGUGAUUGUCAACAACUGUCAUCACAUGUUUCUGCUGCCUCUCUGAUGAGGGCUCUGUUGUAGUGUCAGUUUAUUGCUGAUAAUAAAUAAAAAAGGGGAAAGCUUGUCCAGCACUAUUUAAUUUUCUUCCACCUUUUUUUUUUUAAUAACACUCAGACGCACUUCAGAGUUGCUUCUGUUUUUGAGUAGUCUCACUUCUUCUAGAGUGAUUGCAGUCCAGCUCUUCACUGUGUGCGUAGAUAGUAGACGUAAUCAGUGCUGAUAAUGCAACCGGGCAUCUUAUCUCCACCCAUUAAAACGGUAGGUGACAGUACAAAAGAUCAUGACAGGUCAUCACAGGUGGGGUGGCGUCACCUUAAACUAAGUUGUUAUUUGUGUGGAAGGAUGUCUGGAGACUGUAUAUAAGUCAACGAAGUGAGGACCUUUUAAAGGCAUAAAUACUUUAGGAUACACACAUUAAGCAGAGAGCAGACAGUCUCAGUGCUGUUUGUUUAUUCAUGUUUGUUGUUCUUUUUGUUGCUGAAAGUUUUGUGUCCAUCCUGUUGUCUCAUUAUGCCAGGCGAACUAUACACGGUAGAACAAUGACAACAAAGCCUUUGCAAACAAAAAGAAACACUAAGCACUGCAGUUUCUAUUUUUAAUAUCAAUUCACAGACCCCCUUUAUCUGAAGGAAUAAGCUUCAAUUUGUAAUUUUCGUAUCGCUGUUUCCCAAUCCCCCCCGCCUGUCUGUUUCUCUCCGUCUGGCUGUGUGUCUGCUCUGUGUUCACUCUCUGUCUCUGUUAAAGAUUCACAGUGUCCUUCAGCCAUCACUCGUGCUCACUCGCUCUCCUCUCGAUGGGUACAGGGUGGGGGUCCAUCUCGCCUUAUGACAGAGAGGGGCUGUAAAAGUGGGGCUGAGGCACUCGGUCCUCAGAGAAUGGGUUAGCAGGCAGCCGGCACUUCUCUCAUCAUGAGUGUGACUCAUGUGUUCGCUGGAUGACGAUGGUGAUCUAACCAGCUGUGUCCAUGAUCAUCCAGGGAGAAUCACACCUUCUGAAUAUAGUUUUCAGGAGGAAAUCUCAGCAGUAAUUAUUAACACUGAUUUAAAAAAAAAAAGAGCUGCAGAUCAUUUAUUUAUUUUUGUGAAUAACAGAUUAUUUCAUUUCUCAUCAGUCAGAAUCAGGAGCUGUCAGAUCCCAUGGCACUCUUCAUAAUUAUGGACUUUCAGACUAGCAGUUUUUAAUCCGGUGAUAUUUAAUUUAUUAUUUUAUUAAACAAAGAAAAAAGAAAUGGAGCUGUCAAAUAGUGACAAUUAAAACAAGUUCAUAAUAUACAUAAAAGCACUUCAUUUUCAGCUUCUGCCUCUGCUGUUUUGAGCGGAGGCUUGUUCAGGAGGCCUUAUGUCCCGGUUUUCAGGGGUGACACAGCAGCAGUGUUUUUACUGAUAAAUAGAUCAUUGGUUUGACUUUUAGUUUUUUGAUUAAUCAAGUCCAAGUUUUUCAAGAUUUGGAAAAACACAUUUGUACAAAUUAACUUUGUCUUGGCACUUGCAGGAUCCAUAAACACUGUAAAGUGUUUUUAAUUAAAAUAUUUGCUUAACUUUAUCUAUAAAAGCUUUGGUUAGAAAUAAGUAAUUAAGACUCCUAGUCUACAAAAUUAAAUAUCCUGAAGAUUUUGGUCCAUCGUCAGUGCCUAAUAGAUUUAAAUGCUCAGGCAUUGGUUGGCAAGUUUGAUAAGUUUAUGUUUUCUUAUGCGGUAGUGUAAGCAUAAAAAGCCCAAGGAUAUAAAAAUGAAAAUCCAAAGGAGACAUUUUUGCUUCUUUGUCCGGAACAGUCUUCCUCUGAAUGAGCAUUUAAUCUAAAUAUUUGACUUAAACCGUUUCAGAGAAUCUAUUUUUAAGGCAGCCCAGUCGAAGACAAAGUCCAGAUGCUCAAUGUCAAAGAUCUCAAUAAACUAAACAAUUGAGUUUGAUGUCAUAUCUUUGGACAGAGCCAUGCUGGCAGAUUCCCCUUAUUUGGUAGCUUCUUCAUGCUAAGCUAUGCUAACUUAGCUUUAAUUUUACAGGAUUUUAAACAUUGUUAAGAAAUUCUCCAAAACAAGCAAACACUAAAUGCACUAUAUGCUAUUCUAAAUACCCUACAGCAGAUGACCGUAGUGCUAAGUCUGACAGCGCUCAUCCCACUCGUUCAGCUCUUUCACAGAAUACUUUUUAACAUGUUGGGGAUGCUGUUUACUGUUAAUAAUGUGGGGGAGCUUACAGCCACUAUAGGAGGCAGAUAUGGAUGUUUUAUUUCAUUGUGGAGCCCGGGCAGGCAUGUUGAUGAGGCUCCCUCUGCCUCGAUGCUCGGUCCCCCUCAGCCUGUUAGUGACUGGUCCUGAGGGGGAAUGCUAAUACGAGAAGCUUCCUCCUGGAAUAUAUAAUGCCACUCGCAGACACAGCUUUGCUACCCGAGGGAGUGGCAUCAUUCUCCUUGAGUGAUGACUCAUUAAUUUAUCCUCUGCCGGUUUACUCUGAAAGACACUAAUCCCGCGCGCUGUAGAUUCAUAAUGCAUUAACGCACAGAGCAUUUUGUGCUGACAGAUAAAAGGCUGUUUAUAUCCGAAGACUUACUUCAGAUAGUUUUCAUACAGGCUUGUAAAUGUGCUUAUGCAAAAACGACUCGUUCUGAUCCUUUUCUCUUGCCUAGAUGAUUAAAUUUCCACAAACACCACAUUCAUUAACUUAAUUUAUCUCCAAAAAGUCUAAUGAGCACGCUUGCUUUUCUCCUAUCACCUCUACAUUGAGGCCUCCCCACUGCAGCACAUUAAUGGUGAAUUUCUCCCUAACAGCUGCUCUCCUGAGAGACUCCAGCCACAGCACAGACGCCCUUUCCUGCAUCAUUAGCCAGCCGCUCCAACCUCACAGCCCCUGCAGUGCAACAUAAUCACAAAAAAUCUGGAUUGACAAGAAAUGAGCAUGUAUAAAAUGUGUUUGCACUGCAGACGCCAGAAGAAACGCCUGUGAAAUAUUGUCGUUUCAGUGCUAGGAAGCUCUGCCGGGGCGCAAAUGAGACGGGGUACAAACAUCUCAGAAGUGAUUACACGUGAAUUCGGCUUUAUCAAUACCCUCUAGAGCCAAUGUUCAGUCACUGACAUCCUCCAGGUUGAGCUGCCAAGAUUUACAACUUAUUUUUCUCCUGUCCUUGUCACUGAAUCUCACACUCCUCGCUGAGCCUUGAAUAAAAGUCCAGCAGGUAAACACAGUAUUUCGAGCAUGUAAUUUAGUGAAAUAGAGCUUGGAUAAAAUGUGUCUGCUUUGAUGCCAGUAAAGGUGCUAUUUUUUGAUUCACGCUCGGAGCUGAUGUUUGUUAUCCUGACACCUUUUUCAAACAAUUUCCGGUGUGAUCAUGAUCAUGAUUGCCAGCGUUUCCUAAUAAGUUUGAUUUUCUCCCACAGAGGCCGCCAAUGGGAAUGUCCCAGCAGGGCAGAGACCCCCGCCUCGAAUCCGCAACGUUCAGAUCAACAACCAGAUCGUCAAACUCAAGUACUGCUACACCUGCAAGAUCUUCCGGCCUCCUCGAGCGUCUCACUGCAGCAUCUGCGACAACUGUGUCGGUAAGACGAUGAGUCUAAUCUGCUGUCAAUCAUCAAAUCCUCAAAACCUGUGCAACAUUUUCAGAUAAAGAAAUUUGAGUGUGGGGAAAAGACUCUCUGUAUUGUUAUUACCGAAGAUUAAAAAGUGACAAUUUCAGUGAAAAGACAGGGUGCAAAAGUUGAGGGAAAGGAGCGCAGUAUCUAACCUGUGAGUGUUUUUAAAUGCCUUGUAUUUUGAGUGCAGUUUGACGUGUGCAUGCAUGUGUGUCAUCAGUCUACUCUACAGAGUUACAGUGAUUUGGCCGCUGAUGAUUGAGGAAUGCGUCUGUGCAGAGCGUAGUCUCAUAAGCGAUAUGAGAGGAGACAGUGGAGGCUCAGUGAGGAAAUAAACGCUCAGUCAUUGUGAACACUGGUUCAUCUGUGUCCACCUGCUGUAGAAACACACACACACACACACACACACACACACACACACACAGUUUCACACACACACUCACACACAUAGUCCAAGCAUGACACAGCAGCACGCCUCAGUCCCUCUCUUUACUGCAGUCAUAUCUGUUCCCCUUCAGCCUCACAAUAUUUAUCGAGGUUUGUGUCUCACAGAAAAAGCAGAAAACUGCAAAAUCAUUUCAUAGAUUCUAUUUGUUUGUGCCUGGGGCCUAUUGGGUUAGUUUAUUAUGGGAUGUCGAUAUGGUCUGUGUUUGGAAAGUUGUUUUAGCUUUGUUUGUUGCACAAGGGAGGUAAAGUAAAAGAAUAUAACUAUGUCUCUGAGCAGAUUUGAUGCUCACAUUGUAUUUACAUUCUUCAAUGGUUAGAUUAGAUUUCUCUUUAAGCUACUAGAUUGCUAUUAGUAUAAUUCAGAGUUUUGACAUGAGUACUGAGUAAAGGCUGUGAAGGGUUUUUGUUGUGCUGCACUUAAACUCAGAUGAGUUUUUACAUAAAGUCCUUAUAGCCAAAGCUGUACAGAAAUCUGUUUUCAUUGACAGAGGAUAAGUAGUUUGUUGAAUUAACACUAAAACUGAGUCUAAUUUAAUAAAGAAUGACACAAAACAAAUUCAUCUUGUUAAAAUGAUGGAAAGCAAAGUUGUGUAUUAAAAUCUUUGACUGUAAAACAAGAAAGUGUCUCUCUAGCAGCUCCAUUAAGCCACUUACAAACUGCCUGUUCACAUAACCCACCAAUCCGUCCAUUAUAGAUUGUAUAGGUGACAAAGCUGUAGUUGUGCCACUGCAGAUGUGAUAUGCUAAUACGAAGGCGUACUCACGGUGGAGCUUCAUUACAGUGUUGUUGCACAAUCGCACUCAGCAAAGGGCUUCAGGCUGCACUCAGUGGUGCUCAGAUGUACAAGCAAAUGUGUGACUCCUAACACACUUCAUGUAAAAACACAGUUUUUUAGAAAGCUCAUUUUUCUGUUUGUAUAGCCUGCUAUCUUUUUUCCAUAGACUGCUGAAGAACAUGAGUUUUGUCAAUUAUUAGUCAUCUUACUGUGAAGAAAUUUUCACUGGAUUUUGCUUUAUUAGACUGACUUUACACCUAAAACCUUCCAGGGAAUAGAAACCAGUUAUUUAGAUGUAACUUUUGUGAUAUAAUUGAUUCAAAAAGGGCAGAAAAUGACCUCUCCUCUAACCCCUCCCUUAACAAUGAUGCUGCAUAUGUUUACAGAUAGACAUUGCUUCCUCCAAAUUUUAGGGAAAUGCAUGAAAUGUUAUUUUCAAGGAUGUCAGUGCUGUUGAUCAGAUAUGUAUGUGAAAAUUGAGGGAUAAAAAUUGAUGCACUUAUUUCCAAAUCUAAAUCUAAAGACUGUACCGUCAUGUCUUGAAUCUCAUCCUCAAUGUUUACUGUAAAUUGUUGUGAAACUCCAUCCUGGGAGUGCAGAGUCGUGUCUCCUGUCUGUCUGACCCUGACCUGCUUUCACCUGGCUCUCUUCCAAACAACAAGAGAGGAGAGGCAAAAAGGAAGUGAUCACUAUAUUUAGACUGCAGGUUCAGAGGAGCUGGUGCACAAAGCUGCCUUUGCCUAAAGACUGCAGCUGAGACCGGUGUAUUUUUAACUCCUGUUUGAUUAUGAAAGUCUCUGUUGUCCUAAAAAGUUGGAAAGCAGCCUCUGGUUUACUUUAGAUAUCUCUCUUCUUUUUCGCAGACCGUUUCGAUCACCACUGCCCAUGGGUGGGCAACUGCGUGGGCAAGAGGAACUACCGAUACUUCUACCUGUUCACCAUGUCUCUGUCCCUGCUCACCAUUUACAUCUUCACCUUUGACAUCGUCCACGUUGUCAUGCGUGAGUAUCCCGUCUGUCUGAUCUGCAGGAAAAGAUCAUUAGGUUGCGUCAUGUGGAAGAAUGAAACAUGACGAGUUUGAAAAAUGUGGAAAAACAGGAAGGACGAGUAUGAAUACAAGCGCAUGCACACGUGCUGAAACUAUGACCUUACCCACACCAGGCUUUUCCUGGAGCAUGACAUGACAGAAACAGAAACAGACAGCUUGACAUGAUUCCUCUAUUUUCUUUGUCCUCCAGCUUCCUCCUUUUAACAAAGCUCAGUCAGGGAGAGGACAUAAAGCUGAGGAAAGAGAGUGUUUCUAGCCAGGAUAAUUAGCUCUGGGCUUGUUAUCUUAAUACUAAAAUUAUACGAGUAAGGUAUUUGCCUUUUUAUUGUAGAAAGAUGAAUAAAGAAGCAGCAAAAUGUCUAGAAAGUCGUCUGUUUUUAACUCCCCUCUUUGGUCCUCUGUUCACAGGUUCAGUGGAUAAUGGCUUCCUGAGCACUUUGAAGGAAACACCAGGAACAUAUCCUUUACUACACUAUAGACUGUCCAUCACAAAACAGCCCCUGGUUGUGCUGUGCGUGUUGUCCACGUUUCCUUAAAUAGAAAAUUGAAAAUACUUUAGAAGGACCCAGGCAGGAUUUUCUAAUAAUAGCCAAGCAUCUCUGCACAUCAGGACUGUCAGAAUAGGAUUUUAUUUGUGUAAUUUUAGCCUUAAUAAAAUCUCAAAGUCAAAGGGACGGGAAUGGAUUAAACAAAAUGUGUAUUUCUACGAGCUGCAGUCUUAAGCUUCUUUAAUUUGUAUAAUAACAUGCAGCCUCAGCGAUAAUGCAAUGUGACUUUUGAGAGUCAAGGAGCAUGACACCAUUACUUCUGAGGUUAGAGGCCAAGACAAAAAACCUAAGGAGACAAAGCUAAACAGAAACCCCUGAAGAAAUCAGACCUGAAUACUGUCAGGGUUUAAGCUUACAGAGAUGUAACAAGGCUGGAGUUUGUUCAUCUGUCAUUUAUUGGUUUAUAAUAUUGUUAGCUUAGCAGCCAAAUAAUUUAGUCUUAGCUGUAAGACUUGAUGGCGUUUAUGUAGCCAUAUGUAAGCCCUUAACAACCUUUAUUUUAUUUAACAACUUUAAAGAUCACAGAACUGACCAGAGGGAGUGUCGAGAGCUGAAUCAUGAAGCUAUCUUUUUUUGUUUAUUCUUUACUGGGCUAUAGCUGAUGAAAUAUGCCAGCAAAAUAUUGAUAGAUUACAGCAGGCCCAGGUAUAAAACUCAGCUGAAUUUCAGUCGGUUAUUUAUUUCUCUUUUGUAAAUGUAAAUCUCUUGACUCAGUAGCGGUUUCCUUAACCUGUGUUCACUGUGCUGGAGGUGCUGGUUUGUUUCUUCACCCUGUGGUCGGUGGUGGGACUGACUGGCUUCCACACCUACCUGAUCUCCCUCAACCAGACCACCAAUGAGGAUGUAAGUGCAACUUUUUCCACAAGUUAAAACAAGCUAAAUAUAUUUAAAGCCACAAAUAUCUACUCAGACAUCACAUAACUACAGACUAUCACUGUAUUUUUCAUAGUCUGAAUUAUACUGUGAGACACGGUGCUGCACUUUGCAUGUAUUUGUUUUGGCAGAGCAGCGUCUCUAUGUAAAUGAUCCACGAUCCAUGUGGUCAGGCUUGACUCAUUCUGUGGUUGGUGACGUUACUGUUAUUAAAGUUUUUCUGUUCUAGUCUAAAAACUCCUGAAGAUGCAGCUGAACUUAAAUACUGUACUUUAGAGCAGACUCAAUAUGCUCAAGUUAGAUUCAUCCAGAUGACAAGUUCAAUAUUCUUUUAAAGACUCUAUUUUGAUAAAUCUGACUGUUAUGUUUUGAGGGUUUUAAAAGCUAGAAUCCAUAAAAAAGUAUUAAUUUGGGACAUUCUCAGCUAAAAAAAAACGCCUUAAUGUUUCGUUUUUCAAUUGAUAAUAGAAAUAAUCAGCUCAGAGGAUAAAUGCCAGCUCCUGUGAGAAAUUUUGGUGCCUCCUGUAGACCAUCUUAUCCCUUCAUCCUGAUGAUUUGGCAGUCAAAUUUUUCAUUAAUGUGAAGAGUAUAAAAUCGGGGAUGUUUUCUUUAGCUGCUCAGCUGACACCUACACCUUUGCACCAGUUUUAGGCAUUAAAAAUUAGGAUAUAAACAUCAUUUUUCAUGUCCCGAUAGUCUUUACUGUCUUUGGGUAUCAUAAAAAGCCAUCAAUAUUAAUUUCACUUUAUUUCAUAAAUGUCAAAAAACUCCUCGCCAGAGCUUUAAAGUCCCACUCUGAUCGUUUUUUUUAUAUUACAACAUACAGUGUUAGCAGUGGUCUUUAAAUUGUGGUUAUUAAGUUUUUAGCCAAAAUCACAUUACCUGUGUUAUUUUCAAGGGCUUUUCUUCAGCAGAGCUCCAGUAGAUCAUUAGAAAUUCGCCUCUGAGUCGUGUGUGGAGACAGCGCUGCUCUGCACGCUUCUCUUCAUGCUAGCUUGCAGCCUAACAUGGCUGGUGUAGUGGAAGUGGCAGGUGGCAUAUGAGCUAUUCAGCUCUCUGACACUAUUGUCUUUAGGGACAUGAUGAAAGUUAAUAUCAUAAUUGGGUUUCUUAUGAGCAUUGCAAUCUGCUAACACACAUGCUUGUUCUGGGAUCGUCCUCUCUACUUCUAUGGGUCUAGCCUGCAGAGUAAGGUACUGGGGGCGGAGCUUGGAGUUGUGACAUAGGAAAUCCCCAGGAAAGAAAAGAAAUUGGUAAUAUUACUUAGUUAGUUUGGAUGUUUGCCUGUUGUUACCAGCUAUCAAGUGACCUGUUUUAAUUCACAAAAGUCUCAGGCCUACUUGAUACAAAGCCACAGUUGGUUAAAUGUGCUUAAAGUGAUUAUUUUUAAACAUAAAUGCAGACGGUAUAAGAUUGACAGGGUAUAAAAGUGCAGAUUCAAGGAUUUACUGUAGGUGUGGAUGUUUAUGGUUGUAUGGCUUCAUGUUAGUGGAAAGACAAACAUACAUCACACAUGUUAACAUUAUCAGGUCUAAAACCACUGAGCUGUUUCCUUGACAACGGCACCACCUCACUUAGUACUGUAGGACAAAGGGCUGCUACACCUCUGCUGCUUGUAUAACAAACUGAUUAAACUGUAAAACACAGCGACACAAACGCAGCGUUGUUAACUCAAAUAAAAAAGAAAAUAAACUGAAGUACAAAAAGGAUCUAUUUAUAACAAACAAGACAUACUGUACUCUGAUUUCACAUUUGUUUGUACUUCCUCUUUUUUAUCAGACUUUACAUAAGACCACAUGGAGAGAUUUCUGCCUUCCUGCUUGUGGUUUAAAUUUUAAUACAUCCUUUUUCCUCCAGUAAAGCCACUCUGCAACCAGAGAUCUCUUUACAAGGAAAACAGGGCCUAUGCAGCAAGAACAGUUUUAUUCUGCUCAUACAACAAAUUGGCUUUAAAAUGCUUUGAAACUAAAAGCAGCAGUUGCUUGGACUCCAUACAGCCCACCAAAGUCUGACAAUCUAAAAAUAUGCCUGAGCUAUUCUUUAAAGAAAACCUCUAAAAGGAGAUCUACGCACAGAUCCUGGUUUCUGACUGGAAUACCAGCUACGUUUAGGAGAAACUUCUGAUGCUAGGUGGAAGAAAAAUUAUCGGUUGUUUUACUUAGUCAGCGCACACACAUUCGGGCUAAUGCAAAGUAAGUGAUGAGAGGUGGAUGAAAGCACAGAGGGAGUAAUUUAUGUUGUGUCGGUUUGUGUAUAGGAGUGUUAACUGUAUGUAUACCUUACAGAGGCUUUGUUAGCUCUGAUCUGAUUGCAGAGGCUCUGACAAGAAGCAGAGAGCAGCAGCUGCAGCAGCAGCAGCAGCACAGCGAGUGCAUGUGGUGGGAGGAUCUGGAUGGCUGAAAGCAAGAGAGUGCACUCAUACUUUGUUGUAAUGAUUAAUUUAUUAUUCAUCUUUUUCCUUCCUGUGGGAUGUCUGGCCUCCUUUUUUUUCUUUUUGAAGCUCUGCAAUGUGCACCUACAGGAUGAUGUUGCUCAGGAGUUGAAACAAAUGGCUGUCAGCCUCGCCGUUUCAGUAUCUGUGAUUGGCCUAAUAAUAGAUGCAUCGAUACCUGCAGGGGCCAGGCACGCUGCCAGAAAAAAUGGUGUGGCACGGAGGUGGUAGGGAGAAGGAGAAAAGAGAAAGAGAGGAGAAGAGGGUGGAGCAAGGACGAACAGGAGAAGGCACCUUGAGUGUUGUAGCUGCUUGGGUCUCCCAUAGGAUGACAUAUGCUCUGCCAACUGUGUCUGCUACACACACACACACACGCACACAAAGUGCUCGAAUGCAGCACCGGAGUAGCUCCUGGGGAGACUGUUGACCUACAUCCACCGCACCUAAAAUAAGAGCGGUUGUCUUUGUCCUGCUGUGGGGUCAGUUGGUGCAAACUCUGCUCUGCACACAAACCUUAGUUUUGUUGGUAGUUAUGCGUGGGAUUCAAUUUUCUGAGUCAAUGUUCUCCUCUGCAUGUUUUUUUGUGGUUGUAGCUCGAUGGUACAGUCAGAUUCACAGUCAUAUGGUUGGCAGUUCCAUCCCUGCUUUUACAGUCCACAUGUUGAAGUGCUUUUGGGCGAGACGAUGAACCCCAAAUUAAUCCUGAGUGACAAAGCCAAAUAAUACCAAUGCUCAUGGAUACUUAACAUAAAAGCCUCUGCAAACAGCUUGUGAAAUAGGGAUGCACAAUAUUAUUAGCAUAGUGUCAGUACUGGCAGAUAACAGCUUAAAAAGUUAAUUAUUGGUGGUGGCAGAUCUGAAAAAUUCUGCUGAUAAGUUGAUGCAUUAAUUAUAUGGCCACAGUGACAGCGUACACAGGCUAAUUGUGCCAGCUGUGUGGAAGUAUUUCAUUGUGCCAGAAACAGACACCAGAUACAUUAAUGACUGUAUGUCUGAAAACCAGUGUCUCAUAAAGUUGAAUUAUCUAAUAUCCUACAUCUUCAGUAUGAACGUACGUGAGAGAUCGCUUGAUAUGUGGUGUAACAGCACUUAAAGUAGUCAGACGACUGGAAAGGUGUUAGAUAAGUAUAGUCCAUGCACCAUUGUGCCAUCUGUUGGGGCCCAAUAGAAAUAUUUUUUUGUAUUAUAUAUCACAGUAACUCUGAUAAAAGGACAAAAAAGUCAAAGGUGUGCUGUACCUAAUGUAUGGUUGUUGUUUUAAAAAUGUCUUAAUUGCCUUUUGUAUCAUAUUUGAUACAAACUUUUAUGAUACAUUUAUCAAUCAAUAUGAUCAACAAAUUACUAAAAAAACACCUGAAUACAGUCCAAUAAAUGAUAAAAAUGUCCUCUUGUGGUUUAUCAGUUUUAUUUGAUAAAUAAAUAUAUUUGUUAAAUUUUGAGGACAUUUUGAUUUUUUUGGUUUUCAGCAGUAAGUGAAAUAAACAUUUCAGCUCCAAAAAAAUGAAUUUUCUGGCCAUAAUUUGUGGUUUCAGGCAUUAAAGGGUUAAGUAAUCACUGUAAUCUGAAAAAUUAUGUGGUUAGGCUGGGCUUUAAUUCAGGUUUUGUGUGUAGCCUGAGAGGCAAAGCAAAGAGCCAAAAAAAAAAAAUCUGUUGACCUCAUCUACUACUUCAGCAGAGAAUCACUCUUGCAAACAUCCCAAAAUGAAAGAAAAUAAAUCAGUGUCAGAAUUUCGUAGAAAUUUUAAAAUACAAAUGAAAAUGAAGAUGAAAAAAAAUCAACUAUUUUUCUGUUUAUGUUUGAACUUGUAUGUGUUUAUCGAGAGAGACGAGAGAGUAGACAGUAAUAGGAGAAAGUAUAAAGUUAUGAUGCAGUAGUAUAUGUGUAUAUAAUGUAAAUUUUCAACCCUUUAAAAGUUGAUGUUUUGGGGUUAAAUCAUGCCUCCUUUUCUGUGACAGUCUACUGAACUACUUCACACACCUUGUAAUGUAAAAGGACUUUAUUCACAGUGGAUUGAAUCCUUUGUGUGAAUACUAAGAUUUUCAAUAAAUUAUUAAAGUAAAUUUAACCCCUAGUUGGCUCGCUCUUUUGUACCCGUUGGCACUGGGUUCCCAUUAAAACCAGGAAUCAUUAAAUCUCUGACGACAUCCUUUUUAGUAGGUCAAAGCAGAGCCUGUGGGAAUAACAUCUAAAAAUGGAGCCAUCCUUUUAAAUAAGGUAUAAGCUGAGGAAAAAUCAGUUUGAAACUUAGCAGAGCAGGACUGUAAGACAUCCAGGGUGUCUUUGGAAAUGUUUUAUUCCAGGUGUUGAGUGCUGUGUGCAUUUUGAUCUGAACAGAUUAAAGGAUCCUGGUCAGGGAAAAACCGUGUCCAGAACCCGUACAGCCACAAGAACAUCAUCAAAAACUGCUGUGAAGUACUCUGUGGGCCAACAUAUCCAAGGUAAGUCUGUCGGCUAACGCUGGUUGAUUUAUUCUGUAUGAAACGUCUGUUUUGAAUCAGAAUCUGACAGCCUUGUUGUUAUAUUCAUCGUCAUGUCCAAGUUAAUGUCUUUUUCUUUAUUCCUGCUGUUAUCACUAAGUUUAGUAUCAGAGCCUGUGAUAGAUUAGACUCCUGUAAUUGAUGUCUCUCCUGCGCUGAGUUCUGGUGAGUAACGAUCAGGAUGCAGUUAGUGACUGAUUGCCUCGUCUCCCUCUGCAGCGUCUUGGACAGAAGAGGACUGAUGCAGGAGGAUUUAGCUGUUUCUGCAACGCCUGAUGCACCCUUCUCCUCCUCUUCAUCCUCCAGCAGCAGCAACCCAGUGCCACAAACCACGGUGAGAGCACACACGCACACACACACACACACACACACACACACACACACACACACACACACACACACACACACACACACACACACACUGCACCGCCCAGUCACACAUCCCCAUUAAAAUGGACUGAGGCUGUAAAGCACUGGGAAAGUGAAUCCAGAGCAUACAUAAAACAGACUCUAAACCAAUUACAGGGAGUAUUAGAGAGAGGAAGAGGUUUUUCUAAUUAAUAAUCAAUCUUGUGACCAGGAUCUGGGACCAAUCUGAGGCUUUUUACAUGGUCGACAUCAUUUAUUUGUUCAUCCAAGUUCACAAGCUCUGUUUUUGCACUUUGUUGUGGCUCAGUGUGUCACCAGUGGCUCUUGCAUCUUUUCAGCGUGCUGUCCUCUGCCUACAGAAAACCACCGCUCCACUCAUCCCCAAUGAGCACACACCUGAUGAUGCUAAGCCGAGCAUCGCUGACACAGCAGAGAAGAGCCCCUCCCCCAAAGAGGAGCACCCUCCUGUCGAGAGAGUCCCACCCCUGGCUUCACCCGAGACCGAUGCAGAAACCUCCGUCGUCAAGGACAAGAUCCAUUAG